Colletotrichum aenigma is the source of this 1452-nucleotide messenger RNA. RefSeq lists its product as uncharacterized. NCBI's taxonomy places the organism in Eukaryota, Fungi, Ascomycota, Sordariomycetes, Glomerellales, Glomerellaceae. Gene Ontology annotation, molecular function: DNA binding; zinc ion binding. The transcript is spliced from 3 exons. The record is from RefSeq and is a predicted model, not a curated record. Gene Ontology annotation, biological process: DNA-templated transcription. The coding region runs from base 1 to 1452 and encodes 483 amino acids.
AUGGCCGAAGGCGUCUCGCCAGACAUUAUCGACAGUUCAUCUGGCAACAACGCCGAAACAGAGGCUGUCUGCCUGAGUACGCCCAGCUCUCCAGCCGAGAUCAGAAUCAGCCCCUUCCGCGAGGCGCAAGACGAGCUUCUCUCGGCGCUCGGAAGGGCGCUGCCAUAUGCGCCGUUGGAGCACGUUCUCUCCACCUGCAUCGACCUCUACAUGCAAUGGGAGUUUCCCACAGGUCCGGUGAUCUGCGAGCCAAUAGUGCGUCAAGCCGUCCCCAUCGUCGUCCCAAUUCUCCGGGGCGAAACGGCGAUUCCCAGCAGCUCGGUUGCCGGGCCCUCCACUUCGGACGUAUCGACAAUCCGUGCAUUUGCUCUGUUGACAGGCAUAUGCGCGUUCGUCUCAUCCAGUUUGCCAAGCGACUUCUUCGCGCCAGGCAGCGCACUGGCAUGGCCUUUCCUCAGAACGUCACGCGAGGCUCUUCGAUUGUAUCAAGAUUACGACGUUGAGCAUCCAGAAAGCAGCUCGGUGAUUAUCCGGUACUUCCAUUCGAACGCGCUUCACGCGCUGGGAAAGACAAGGGUUUCGUGGCACGUGAUGGGCGAAGCUUUGCGUCUUGUCCAGGAGAUGCGCCUGUAUGAUGAGACGAGUUUUGGAGGACUCGAGGGGCCUGAGGCCCAGCUGAGGAGGAAUGCGUUCUGGCACCUUUACAUUGGUGACAAGUCUGCCUCUAUCCUGCAGAAGGUGCCAAUUUCUCUACAUCAAAUGUGUCUGGAUACGCCCAUCACGACAAUCUUCGACGAGAACAUGGCAUGCGGACUAAUGGACUCGGCGCAUGAUUCAAGUAACGUCGCCUUUGAAGACCAACUACGCGUAGGCUUUUAUCUCUGUUUCCGCCUCUGGUACACAGCGUCAGAAAUGCUCAUCGACCUGAACCUCCUGACUCGGCUCCAAAACAGGAGCAGCUCCGCCGCCACAACCUCCCCAGAUACCUCGACUCUGAGAAGCAGCAUCAUGCAGUCAUACUUCGACUUCACGAGCAUCCUGCACAAUUGUCCGCUUUGGAUAAGAGACCCUUCUUCCAGUACAGAUACGUCCACGAACGAAGCUACGGCUCGGUUCCGGACUCGAUCAUUUGCCACACAGAAGGCAAAUCUCUUCGUCACGCUACAAGCAUUGCGUCUCGUGCUCCUCUGCCGAUUCGCCGAUCGUGGGUUCGCAGACAUUUUGGGGCUUACUAACGAUCCCACGAUGUUGUCUCUCCGGAAGGUGGAGAUUGCAAGUGACUUGAUAGACAUUGUCACCGAACUGCCAUUCGAAGCCCUCCAAGCCAACGGAGAGCCAUGCGUCGAGAAGCUCCGUCAAGUCGGCGUGGCCCUCCUAGAGAUAAUCCACAGCGUGACCAACGACGCAAUCUCCGCCCGCGCCAAGUCCCUGUUUGGCACGCUUCUAGACUAA